This is a messenger RNA of Clonostachys rhizophaga, 435 nucleotides long. Lineage: Eukaryota; Fungi; Ascomycota; Sordariomycetes; Hypocreales; Bionectriaceae. The record is from the annotation of a GenBank genome assembly.
AUGAUCAACGUCACCACCAGCGGGAUCGAGCAUUGCGUCAGUCGUCUGAACCACGAGUCAAGUGGUGCUAUCCGCAAAUACGAAAUAAGUAUAGAUGACUUGACGAGCCCGGAGCCAAUGACGAACAGCGUUUGCGCGGAGAUGGACGCCUUGCGCCCCAGAGUAGCCUGCGAUGGAGUCAGAUCCCAGACGUGGAUGUUCCAUCCGUACAGCUCAGUUGCCAGGAUCACUGUCACCGUGACCCCGACACCUAUGACCUUUAAUUUGUCCUUGGCUGUCGGUCAGUUCGGGAAACAAGGGAAGGGGUCAUCCAACCCGGCUCGUCGGACCAUGACCGUCCUCACAUACAACCUCGCCAGGACCGAGAUGAUUCCCAGCGGACAGAAUAUCAGCUGUAUGAUGAGGAGUCCUGGACCCUGCCUCUCCGGGUUCUGA